GUUAACAGUGGAUUGAACCUGUUUAGUAAAUGGAGCUCAAGGCAAUGACCAAUUGUGCCAGCCCAGUGAACCCAGCUGUGUUCCCCCACCUGAAAGUGGUACUUCUCGCCAUUGGCACGUUCUUCACCGCAUGGUUCUUUGUUCAUAGGUGAGCGACAUCAACUAAACACACAUGCGACCUCUGCGCAGAAUUAACUGCUCGUUGUUCCUCAUUUUCAUGGGGUUUUGGAGUCCUGCUCCUUCAACUUUGGGUUGGAAGUUUUGUAUGA
Messenger RNA from Erpetoichthys calabaricus (reedfish), 269 nucleotides. RefSeq names its product transmembrane protein 258-like. Gene Ontology annotation, biological process: protein N-linked glycosylation. The record is from RefSeq and is a predicted model, not a curated record. Lineage: Eukaryota; Metazoa; Chordata; Cladistia; Polypteriformes; Polypteridae. Gene Ontology annotation, cellular component: membrane-bounded organelle.